GUCCUUCCUUCGUGUGGUGGGCUUUGCCCAAGGAGACUCCCUCUGUGAAGCGCCUGUGAAGAGCAAGAAGCCAGCGGUUACGCGCUUUGAUGAGAUCAACUUGCCCGACCUGGCUCAUCUUGCUGCGGGAAUGGAGCCGUGCAUUCUGCAACUUGAGGAGGAAGCGCGAAGUCUGGAGAAGCUCUUGCUGAUCGAGGCCCAGGAUCUCGUGCAGCGCUGGACGCAGGCGCUGAAGCGGCGCGUGCGGCAAGACGAGACGCGGGUGUCCUUUAAGGCACAGUUCUUGCGGAGCAAUGCCUUGGAGAAAGCCCUGGAGGCUCUACGACGGAACGAACGCCUCAAGCAGGAGCUGUUCGAUCGGCCCCUCUUCGCGGCGGCCGACGAGGCCCACCCCUCGGAGGUCUUCUUGGCUGAGCUGAGGAGCCUCUUGCAGCUUUGCCUUCCCAAGUGCGCUGUCCCUCUGGUGGAGCCCACGCUUCAAGCCGUCUUCGGUGACCCGUGCUGUACCUCCGAGGCCACAGCGGCACUCACGGCGCUGCGUGCCUUGAAAGAGGACUGGCGAGAGGCGGUCCAGAUGCAGGCGGCUCGUGGUCUCGAGAUGCGGCUGGACGCGUUGACGUAUCAGCUGCAGAAGAGCCCUGAGCAGUCAUCGUCUCGGGGCUUUUCCAGGGACAAGGUCCAUGUACUGGCCUUACUCUUGCAGGCGCUCUCGGAGUGGCGGAACGGGAUCGAAACCCAUAGUGCAGAGAUCGACUCGGCGCUGCUGGCGCUGGGCCUGAAGUCGCCGGGCAGCGCCGCUUCCCGUGCGACCGACAGCACGCGAGCGGAGAGCAAGAGCCGAUCCCGCACGAGCAGCGUGAUCAGUGAGAGUGAGAAGAGCGGUCCGAGCACCGAGUCCUCGUCUUCGCCGAGUGUCGAGGAGUGCCAUGCGGCAGUGGAAGCGCUGGCGCUGAAGACGGAGCAAGGAGUUCGACGGGGGCUUCGUUUGUUGGGCUUGCCCAAUCACCCACUGCACUUCGUGCCGGGCUGCGAGCUGCGCCUGCGGGGGCACGACAUUAGGGUGGCCGUGUGCAGCCUGAUCCAUCAUUGGCGCCAGGAUGAAAGGGCCGCCUUCGCGGAUGUCCUUCUCCGAAUCCAACAGAUCCUCUCCACAGAUGACUCCAGAGUUGCUUUGAAAGCCCUGAGCGCUUCAAGCGGAAGCUUUGAGGUGCCCUCAGAGCUGCCUGAGUUGCAGAAGCUCCGGGAGACUCUCGUGGCAGAGCGACAAAGCUUGCUGGAGAAGUUGGAAGGCGUCGAGGAGCACUUGAGCCAGGUGGACGAGAAGUUGCGCACAGAGGGCGCAGAGCGCGCAGAGCGCGUGGUGAAGGGAGGGCCCCUGAGACCUCGUGAGAGCACUGCAGAGAGCGGCUCGACCUCCGACUCAGUCGCCCUCGCCAUCCAGCGAGUAGCAGAGUCCCUGUCGAGUGAGACGCAACGAUCACUGGAGCGCUUGGGCACACAGGUGCAACAGAGGCGGAGCGAGCUGAUGCUGGCGCUGCGCAGGCACCUCAAUAGCGAGUCGGAGAGGCUCUCCGCCCUGGCCGUGGCGCCCGGCGGCUCGGAGAGCGCCGUGGGACUGGCCAUGGAUGCCUUGCAGGAAGCGGCCCACGAGAACAGGCAGUUGUGCGAGCGCGUGCAGAAGGUCGUCGGCCUUGACAGCGAGGCCACGAAUGGCCGGGCACCCUCUGAACUCUGCUCCGGCAGCCGUUGCCGUGCACGAUGGAUGGAUGGAAACUACUACGAUGCAACGAUCCACGCGGUCCUCCCUGGAGGCUUCGUGGUCGUCAACUGGCUCCGGCCCCGUCCCAAUGCGGAUGGCAAUGAACGUCCGAUCAGGACCAUCAGCGGAAUUGGUGGAGACGACACGCUUCACCGGAUCGUGCAAACCGCGGACGUGGAAUUUGACGCUUUGGCGCCGGAUGUGGCGAUGGCUUUUGCCACGUUCCGGGACCGACCACAGCAGGAUCGCCGCUGUGUGGAUUGUGACUCCGCGGAGACCGAAUGGGCUUCGGUGUCCUUUGGGACCUACCUUUGCGCCCGCUGUGCAGAGGAACACGUGCGGAUGGGUCCGUCACGAAGCCUGGUCAGGCAGCUGAAUGAUGGCUGGGGUUGGACCAAGACAGAGUUAAAGUACAUGACCGUCGGAGGAAACGACGCCUUCCGGGCGUCGAUGGAUCAGUAUCCAGCGCUGAAGACUCUCUCUGCAUCACGCAGGAUGGAACAGAUUGCAGGCUUUGUGGAAAGCAAGAAUGCAUUGAGGAGUAGAAGAAGCAAGAGGGCCAUGAUCUCAUCAAGCAGCAGCAGCUAUGAUGAUGAGGAAGAAGAUGAGAGCCUAGGAAAGAACUGUGUCAAUCGCCAAGAGAAAGUACUGCACCUUAUGAAGAUGGAUGAGGACAAGUUUGCUGACUUUAGCAACUUGGAGAGCUACAGUGCACAGCUUGGGUGGUACAACAUCUUCAAGAAGCCUCCAAAGGGGCAGGCAGAAGUUGCAGUGCAGAUGAAUGGCAUGCAGACCUGGGCCACCAACUAUGUCAUGGAGAUGUUGGGAAGCUUGGCUUACAGCACAGGCCAGCCAUCAUCAUUGGCACUCAAUGCCCAGCAAGUGCAGGAACAUGCACAACAACUUCUAGCACAGCAACAAGCUGCUGAACAGGCAAGCCAGGCCAACACCUUGGCCCAAACACAAGCUGCUGAAGCAGCAGCAGCUUUGGCAGUGGCACAAGCACAGCUGAAAGCCCAAUCACAAGCAUCAGCAUUGGCACAAGUACAGGCACAAAAGGGGGCACAAGCAACAGCCUUGGCACAAGCACAAGCAGAGCUGAAAGCUCAAUCUGAAGCAGCAGCAGCUUUGGUAAAAACCCAAGCACAGCAUGGGGCAGGGCUACAAGCUCAAGCACAAGCAGCAGCUGUGGCAAAAGCCCAUGCAGAGCUUAAAGCCAAAGCUGGGGCACAAGCCCAGGCCCAAGCAAAGGCAGCAGCAUGGGCAAAAGCACAGUCAGAGCUGACAGCUCAAGCUGGUGCAUCAGCAUUGGCAAAGGCUCAACAGGAGGCUGUGGCACAAGCAAAAGCAAAGCUGAAAGCUCAAGAAGAAGCAGCAGCUUUGGCACAAGCCCAGCAGGAUGCAGAGCUGAGGGCCCAAGCACAAGCAAUAGCUGUGGCACAAGCCCAAGCAGAGCUGAAAGCUCAACAUGAGGCAGCAGCCUUGCAACAAGCCCAGCAUGAGGCAGAGCUAAGGGCUCAAGCUGAUGCAGCAGCCUUAGCACAAGCACAAGCAGAGCUGAAAGCUCAAGAAGAAGCAGCAGCUUUGGCACAAGCCCAGCAGGAUGCAGAGCUGAGGGCCCAAGCACAAGCAAUAGCUGUGGCACAAGCACAAGCACAAGCAGAGCUGACAGCUCAAGCAACAGCAACAGCAUUGCAACAAACCCAGCAUGAGGCAGAAGCUGGCUUUACACCAGUACAACCAGGGAGUGCUGAUGAUGAGCCAGGAGAUGGCACACAGACCUGGAAUGGACAUGAUGAUGGCUGGUGGCACUCCAAUAAUGAUGAUGGUUGGUGGCAUGGAUCUGGAUCCAGUUCCUCCUGGCAGCAUGGGGCUGCUUGGCAUGGAGAUGGUGGAGGUGGAGAGAGUCCACACAUGGCAGCUGAGAGGGUCAUCAAUGACAAGGAUGAUAUGGAGAUUGACAAUGGUAAAACUGAUGCUGAUGGAACUGGCGAUGACAAGCCUUCAAUACCACCUGACCAUCCUCCUCCCUCCAGGGUGCACCCUUUCCCUUUGCUUCCAGCAUGGUCUAAGAGCUUGCCAGACCAAAGGAAGCUUUCCAAGCCUCUGCCAUAUGUUGGCCCUGGCCAGCCAGAUGAGAUGAGGCUUCUCAUGGGUGUGGAAAUGGAGGCCAGAAUGCGCAAUGCCUGCAUGACCAGCCAUGAGAAGCAUAUGCUGCAAGUCUGGAUGAAAAAUGAUGGGAAGAAGAUGCAGGCAAACUGCCAGAAGGUGAUUCAGACCUUUGGCAAGAAAGGUGGUGGCAGGGCAUCCAGGGAUUUGCUUGCCAAGAACUUUCAUGAGGCAGCAUGGCAGCCUGGGCAGGUGGUGGAGGUGAACUCAUGUGAGUACACAGUGCUGAAGCACAUGAUGCUGUCCCACCAAGUGGCAUGGGGCCCAGAGUUUGACAAGGCUGAGUCAGUGAGAUGCUGGUGCCUUCCUGCAAGUUCACUGAUGCCAGCAGGAUGCAUUCACUUCCAGGAGGCACUGCAUGUGAUGAAGCCAUAUGAACAGCACAGGACUUGCAAGGUGGCACUGCACAAGGCUCUCCCUCCUUUGUUCCUCAAUGUGAUGGGCGAUGACCUUUGCUCUUGCUCAUCUGCUGGCCUGUUUGGGCUGCAGGACAAUGUUGAUGGGUGGGAGCACAACUAUUUCACCCAGGACCAGAUUGCUGCAACCUACAAGAAGAGCAAGGAGGCUAAAGAGGCCAAGCUGCAGAAGAAGAGGGCAAGGGCCAAUGCCAAUGAUGAGGCCCAAUGGCCAAGAACCAAAGCAUUGUUUUAA
Molecule: messenger RNA, 4579 nt
Organism: Durusdinium trenchii
Lineage: Eukaryota; Dinophyceae; Suessiales; Symbiodiniaceae
Source: the annotation of a GenBank genome assembly